Mangifera indica (mango) is the source of this 1370-nucleotide messenger RNA. RefSeq names its product GATA transcription factor 5-like. Gene Ontology annotation, molecular function: zinc ion binding; sequence-specific DNA binding. Gene Ontology annotation, biological process: positive regulation of DNA-templated transcription. The record is from RefSeq and is a predicted model, not a curated record. Lineage: Eukaryota; Viridiplantae; Streptophyta; Magnoliopsida; Sapindales; Anacardiaceae. Gene Ontology annotation, cellular component: nucleus. The transcript is spliced from 2 exons. Bases 149 to 1099 code for a protein of 316 amino acids.
AGCCUUCAUAUCAGUGCUUCGUCUCAACUAACUCAUAGCCUAUCGAACUCUUAAUUUUUACUCUCCAUCUUCUUCUCCAAAACCCUCAAAUUUUCUCUGAAAAUUUCCCUUCUCUAAAAUAAUUCUAUUUUGUUGUGGACAUCAUAGCAUGGAGUUGUGCAUGGGAUUUGAACGAGCUUUGAAAUCUAGUUUACGUAGAGAACUCUCCUUGAAAUCCACCCACCUUCACCACCAACAAGUUGUUUUCUUUGAUAAUUUGGGGUGUGUUUCUUGUGAUGAUUUCUCUGUUGAUGAUCUUCUUGAUUUUUCCAACGAAGAAUUUCAAGAAUUUGAAAAUGAAAAAGACACCCUUUCUGUCGAUUCUCAAGACCGUGUUGAUGAUGAUAAUAACUCUAACUCUUCCUUUGUUUCUUCUUCUGACCAGUCCCUUCUCACCGAUGAACUCGUUGAACCGGUGGAUGAAAUUGCAGAGCUUGAAUGGGUUUCCAGGUUCGUUGAUGAUUCUUCACGUUCAGAACUCUCUCUUUUGUACCCAAACUAUGGAGAAUAUGGCGUUGAACCGGUGAUAAAACCGGUUUUGGAUCGGACUUUGUGUUUUCCGGCGUCAUUUCCUUCCAAAGCCAGAACCAAACGGCCUAGACGCGCCACCCGGGUCUGGUCACUCAGCUCAUCACCACCUAACGAGUCAUCAAUUUCUUCUUCGUCUUCUUCCGGGUCAACCAUUACCAGCCCGGUUCAAACAUCAGAGUUGUACAACACUUUUAUCGAACCGGAAUUGAAAAAACCGAAGAAGAAUCCCGCGGUUCAAAGUGGCGCUAGUGGAGGAUUAUUUCAACGGAGAUGCACCCAUUGCCAGUCUCAAAAGACUCCCCAGUGGAGAACCGGUCCGCUCGGUCCCAAAACGCUGUGCAAUGCAUGUGGGGUCCGGUUCAAGUCAGGUCGGUUGUUUCCAGAAUAUCGGCCGGCUUGUAGCCCGACUUUUUCAGGAGAAAUUCACUCAAAUAGUCACAGAAAAGUUUUGGAAAUGAGGAGGAAGAAGGAAAUCAGUGGACCGGAGGUGGGGUUUAGCCAUAGGUCCACAGUUUUUGAAGGUUCUUAGACUAGGCGUAGGCGGAAAUAAACCUUAGGUUCAAACCGGCUUGAACCGUUUUAAUGUUAGUAGGUAUAAUUAAUUAAUGAAUUAAUUAAGGUUAAUCAUAGUUUAUUAGGCAUGUCACGGUAUUGUAGGGAGGUUUUUGUUGUGUCUUAAGACUAUUUUUGGAUUCAUUCGUGGGAGUCAUGAAGAGAGCUUAAUGUAUAAUAUUGAUAAUGCUUUCUUUAGGGUCCUUUUUCAAUUUCAUCUUUUUGAUGAAGCAAUUUGCUUUUGGUAA